AUGACGGACAGCUUCAAGAAUGCGAUGAUCAACCGGGCGCUCGGCGACAUCAAGAAUAACCUCCAAUUCCUCGUCGAAUCAAACGUGCUCAGCUCGGCGCAACACGAUGCCAUAUCAUCGCAACUGCCCGUCUCAGCCGAGAACAGCGCGCGCGCCCUCCCCGUUGUGCCAACGCAGCAACUGGCGCAGAUGAGCGUGCAAAGCUCGCCAACACCGCCGCCAGAGAAGAAGCACAGCAACGUCGGCUACUACGCCGACACGACGACGACGACGACCAACGCCCCGCCGCCUGCCUACCCCUCUGUGCCCGCCGCGCCUGUUGGACCUCCCGUGCUCGCCUACGCCUCGGCCAUGUACCAGUAUAACGCGCAGGACGCGGGCGACCUGGCCCUCAUGCCCAACGACAAGGUCGUCGUCACAGAGUAUAUGAACAACGAGUGGUGGAAGGGGCGUAACGAGCGCACGGGCAUGGAGGGAAUCUUCCCCGCUAGCUAUGUACGCAAGGAGGAAAAGGCCGUUAUGCCCGCUUACACGCCUUCUGCUACUCCUGCGCCUAGCAACUACGGCAAUAUGCCACUGGAUGUGGCGUCGGGUGCUCAGGCUCAGCAGCAGCCGGCGGGUGAGCCCAGCAAGAUGGAGGCGAAUGGCAAGAAGUUUGGCAAGAAAUUGGGCAAUGCUGCCAUUUUCGGUGCAGGUGCGACUAUUGGUGGCAAGAUUGUUAAUGGGAUAUUUUAACGCUUACCCGUCUUUACAGGUGCUACGAUUGGAGGGAAUAUUGUCAACUCCAUCUUUUGAGAGGGAGUUGGGUGAGAAGUCUUGGGUUGAGUUGGUAUAUGGGGACUUUGUGAUUGGCGUUUUUAGGUCUUUGGGGAGGGGACUCAUCUUUUCCUGUUUGGUAUUUCUUCUAGGUUACCUGUCGCGAUGAGAGGCCAAAUAAUUAUGACGUUUACUUGAUCAA
This is a messenger RNA of Pyrenophora tritici-repentis Pt-1C-BFP, 958 nucleotides long. NCBI's taxonomy places the organism in Eukaryota, Fungi, Ascomycota, Dothideomycetes, Pleosporales, Pleosporaceae. The record is from RefSeq and is a predicted model, not a curated record.